CACUAUAAUCCUUUUUAGCUGUAGCGCGUGUCACUCGAGGGUGUGGACGCGCGCACCAUCAAAAUGUUCAAAAACGAGGAAACUGUGCUUCAACAACUACCGAUUUGUAAAUCGCAUGCGAUAGGCAUUGCGAUAGCUGCCCCAAAUCCGCGUGCCCGAGCCGCCCGAGUACUCGCACCCAUGCCGUCCGGCGGCCAUCGCAGCGAGCGGCGGCGGUCGCACCGCAAGUCGAAGAAGACGCCGCCCGCCGCCCAGGCGCCGCCGCCGCCGCCGCCGGCCGUGGUUCACUACACGUGCUUCCAGUGCGACCCCUUCCACUCCUCCGCGCCGGCGCCGGAGGAGACGGCGGUGGCCGCCGUCGUCGCGGAGCAGUACGUCUUCGACGAGGAGAAGGUCGACGGCAAGGACGAGGCCGGCGACGAGGAGGCAGACGCCGGCGCCGCGGCCGCGGCCGACGGCGAAUCCGCCGGCGACGCCGAGCCCCCGGCGCCCCCGGCGGCCGUCGAGGAGGUGGACGUCGCGGAGCCCGACGACAAGGCCGCGCACGACGUCGACCUCUUCCUCGUCGACGAGGACGGCGAACGGCGGAAGGAGAUGGUGACGGACUUCGUCGAACGCGCGUCGACGAUGUACUACGCGAGAAUUCAGAGCGAGCUCCUCGCGGGCCCCGACGACAAGCCGCUGCCCUGGGACAUGGUCCUCAUGGUCGCGACGGUGAGUUUGACGAUGAUCGCGUCCAUGCUCUGCAUGACGACGGUGCGGAGCGUCGUCGACGAGUACAUGGAGUGGGAGGACGACGCGGUCUUCGGGUUCGGCAACCGGCCCUACUACACGGUCUGGACCCACAUCUGGCACCUAACCGCCGGCAUCCCCAUCCCGACGGCCGUGUCGCUCAUGAUGGUCGUGGUCAUGGCGACGCUGUCGACGGUGGAGCGGCUCAAGGACGACCACGUGAUCUGCUGCCUGAUCGCGCGCGAGCUGCUGAACAAGCGGCGCUACGCGACGCGCGUGUUUCUUGUGCGCCUGGAUCCACGCUUCCUGCUCGAGUUCGAGGCGACGCUCGCGGACUGCUCCUGGCGCGGGCUCGUGCCCCACCGCAAGUCCGUGGAGCGGCGCUUCGAGGUGCCGCGCGAGCUCUUCGAGGGCGUCGUCGACGACAUCCUCAAGCUCAAGAACGCCGCGUCCGUCUCCCGGCGCGCGUCGCGCGUCCUCGUCGCGGCGAUCGGGUCCUGCGUCGCGACGACGGCCUGGCUCAUGCAGGAGCGCGUCGCCGACGGCCGCGCCUUCCACACGGGCCACACCUCCCUGAUCAUCCACGGCUUCGACGCCUUCGUCGACUACGACGUCGCAUCGCACGCGCUCGUCGGCGGCGAUCUCGCGAUGACGUUCGCGUGCUCCCUCGCCGUCAUCCUCGCCACGGCGCCCGUCCUCAAGGCGGGCACGCACCACAAGGCCCUCUUCCUCCGCGUCCUCCUCCUGCACUACGCCGUGUGCUUCGGCACCUACACGAUCCUCGUCCACGUCCUCUUCGACAGGACCGUCCUCCGCCAGUCCUUCGCGGCGCCGGCGUGGCAGCGGCGGGCGAACGUGCCCUACAUCACGACGAGCGCCCAGGACGGCGGCGCCUACGACGACCUGAGCGGCUACGACAGCUCGAGCCAAUUGAACGUGGGCAGCUCGCCCGGCUCGAGCACGGUGUCGAGCCGCAACCCGUCGCGGCCGCCGUCGGCGUCGCGGCCCGCGGGCCGGCCCGAGAGCGGCCGCGGCCGGCCGCGGACCUUCUCGGGCCUCGACGCGGCGGGCGAGCCGCGACUCCGGCGGUCGUUCUCCGAGGGCGACGACGUCCGGGACAAGACGCCCCUGCGCGGUGCGCGCGACUGGGCGGGCCACGACCCGGCGCGGGGCACGGCGAGCAGCGACGACGUCGGCAUGGUGCUCGGCUCCGACGACGGCGCGGAGCCGUCGCCCGACAGGGCCGAGUCGUCGCGGUCGCUCGCGACGGUGAUCCGGGGCGCGCGCGCGGAGCGGCCCGAGCGGCCCGAGCGGGCGCCGCGCGUGAGCCGCACGGCGGAGCUCCAGGAGGAGGCCAUCGAGGCCGCCGCGGCGGCCUUCGCGAGCACGCGGGACUUCGCGGAGGGGUCGCGCGGCACGGCGCCGGAGGAGACGUACCACGACGACUACGCGACGAUCCACCGCGCGCGGCGGCGGAGCUCGCUGCACGCCACGCGCCAGCGGCGCGUCAGCGACGCCAUGAUGCGCGAGGACAUCCUGCGGGAGAUGCGGCUCCGCGGGCAAAACAUCGUCAACGACCUCACGGACCAGACGAAGCGCCGCGACGCGCGCGUCCGCGCCGCGGUGGCGCUCCAGACGGCGUCGCGUGUGGUCGCCGCGCGACGCGAGACGGCGCCCCUCUUCCGGGCGCUGAAACGGGUGAAGGCCGCGACGCGGCUCCAGGCGGCCGCGCGGCGCCGCGACGCGGCGUCCGAGGCCGCGCGGCGCCGCGAGUACGAGGCCUACGUCGCGACGCUCGCGCUCCGCUUCCGGGAGACGCGGGCGCUGGAGAAGGUCCAGUCCUGGGCGCGCCGCGAGGCCGCGUUGCGGGCCACGCGGCGGUCCCUGCUCGUCUACGGGGACCUGAUCGGGAAACUGAUCCGCGAGCUCGCGGCGUCCGAGGCGCGCGACUGGGCGUCGGAGCGGCGGUCGACCUACAUUUUGGACACGGCGGCGACGCGGAGCCGCGCGUCCGCGAGCCGCGGCGGCCGCCUGCCGUCGCGCGACGAGACGCGGACCCGCGCGCCGCGGUCGCCGGAGCGGACGCCGGGCCGGCGCCUGUCCGUGAGCGCCGGCGACGACGGCGGGAGCCUGUCGUCGGCCUCCGCCAAGACGCCCGCGUCGCCGCCGGCGCGGAAGCGGCCCCUCGGCUCGUCGCUCGCGAAGUCGCAGGCGUUCCGGCCCUUCGCGUCCCAUUUUCUGAAAUUGAAGGCAUUCGCGGGCCAGGGCGCGGCGUCGGCGCCCCUCGCGCCGACGGCGGAGCCCGAGACCGUGGACCUCCGCGACAAAGAUUUAGAGACCUGGGUCUCGGCGCUGUCCUGGGACGGCGAGGUGGCCCCGGAGCUCCUCGAGGCGGAGCGCGAGGGCAGGAACGCGUUCCGGGGCCCGCGGAGCGCGCCGCUCCCCGGCGCGCCGCGCCUCGAGGCGCCGAGUUUAUGGGACGCGACGUGCGCGCGCGCGACGACCGCGCCCUACGGCAAGUCCCUCGCGGAGCGGUCCCUGGGCACGACGGUGUCCGGCUACCUCAGCGACGCGGGCAACCGGCGCCUCGUCGAGGCCCACGACCGGCCCCUCUGCACCGUCACGUGGCUGCCGCCCGCGGCGCCCGAGCCCGUCGCGACGCGGUCCGCGCGCAACUCCUUCUCCGGCCUCGAGUCCAUCCAGGAGUCGACGCUCUUCGGCGGGCCGUCGCUCGCGACGCGGCUCACCGUCGAGACGGCCAAGGCCCCGAAGCGCACGGGCGCGAAACGGCCCGCGACGUCCUACUCGCGCGCUUUGGAGAAGUUCGUGCCGCCGGCGGUCGCGGCGCCGGCGCCGCCGGCGCUCCACGUGCGGCGCUUCCGGCCCACGGAGGUCUUCACCUACGGCGACGGCGGCGCGCCGCGGCGCUCCGAGGUCCAGAACUACCGGCCGAACGUCUUCCGGGGGAAGGCGACGGCGCCGCUCGACGUCGCCAAGGCCAAGGUCCGCGCCGCGCGGCCCUCGAAGCACCGCUCCGUGAGCCACCACGCGAAGCGCAUCCACGACGUCAUGCACCGCUUCCGCACGGCGAACCACGUCGACUCGCGCCGCGCGCCCCUGCCCGAGCUGGGGAACCUCGCGGGCUUCGGCGGCGACGGCGCCGCCGCGGCGCCGCGCGCCGCGGCCGCCGCGCGGCCGCCGCCGCGGCGGCCCCGCGGGACCAGCGCCGGCGACGACGACGGGCCGCGCUACCUCCGGCCGCCGACGUUCCGCGACGAGAAGCGGCUCCACGCGCGCAUCACGGCCCACGAGAACGUCGCCGGCUCGACGGGCUCCCUCGCCAUGAGCGAAAUCACGAACGGCGUCCGGGGGGGCUAA
This is a messenger RNA of Aureococcus anophagefferens, 4110 nucleotides long. RefSeq lists its product as hypothetical. NCBI's taxonomy places the organism in Eukaryota, Pelagophyceae, Pelagomonadales, Pelagomonadaceae. The record is from RefSeq and is a predicted model, not a curated record. The transcript has 5 exons. Bases 64 to 4110 code for a protein of 1348 amino acids.